Seminavis robusta is the source of this 1494-nucleotide messenger RNA. The record is from the annotation of a GenBank genome assembly. NCBI's taxonomy places the organism in Eukaryota, Bacillariophyta, Bacillariophyceae, Naviculales, Naviculaceae.
AUCCCAAGGUUCUCAAAUUCCUUCCUUCUUUCUUUCGAAACGAUCGAGAUGUUGUUCGAAUGGCCAUUUCACAGGAUGCCAGUUCCCUGGAAUAUGCCGCGGCAGACUUGAAAUCAAAAGAGAUGGUGUUGCAAGUUGUGAACAAGAGUGGAAUGGCACUCAAACAUGCGGGUGACAUGUGGAGACGAGACCGAGAGAUUGCCGAGGCAGCCGUGCGGCAUACGGGUGCGGCCAUUCAGUUUGUGGCAAAAGAGGUGGUCGAUGCACAUCCCGAAAUUGCAAGGACAGCCGCCAAACGUAAUCUGGGCGCUAUCCAAUGCAUUCCAGAACCUCUCAAAUCCAAGCUGAGAAAUGAUCCGAAAAUCGUGGCCAAAGCAGGCCGCGGCCUCCCGCCGUCGGCGUUUUGGUGUCAUGUGGGAGAAACGCUCCGAAAACGUGUUGCAUCCGCAGUCUCGGCUCUCCGACAGCAUUGUGGAGUCUCUGGUACGGAUGAAAUCAAGUUGACAAUACACGACGAGAAGAGCAUAUUGCAGGUUGCAGAAGAGCUACGUGAGAGAAAGGAAGACCAAUUGAAUGAAAGCAUCACCAACCUAGUGGUUUGUACUCCUUUGCUUACGAUGUUUGCUGGAAGCAGCAGUUGUUGGGAUGAGGAGGCGGGGAUGACGUGGAAUGAACUACCUGUAUGAAUGGUAGUUGCGGACAGCAUGCUGGCUGGCCAGGCUAAUUUAUCAGAUGGAACGGUGAUACCUCCCAACAUGCUAUUUUGCGCCUAUACGAGGGAGUGACCUACGAGAAUUCCAGGGACUAAUAAUUAAACAGCAAUGGUUUUGAUGUGUACACAUCUCUACAUUCGAAUGCACAAUUAUUUACUUUCUCAUGGACUUGGUGAUGGCCUCGUAACCAAUUCCCACAGUUUUGCCUUCUUCCACGGGAAAUCCUUCCCCGGGUCCUUUGGCUCCUAGUCCCACCAGUAGCAGUAACCGACCAAUCAUUCCAAGAACGAACUUGGGAGCAUUGUGUUCUGCAAUCACUGUCAUUUGUGGCUGCUUGGCCUUGACUUGCGAAGCUGGGUCUUCUAGGAAUUUUCUGCCAUGAAAGCACAGAGUGGGUUUAUCCAGUACUUCUCUGGGAAAUGGGACUUCCUUCUCCCCGCAAUCAGUCAAGGGGGAUAUGGUGGGACAGUACACCAAAUUCAAAGGAGAACCAUCCGGGCUGAUACUGAGAGGUGUUCCACAACAGGUGGUAAAGACACGGCGAUUUUCCGUCUUGGGAGAAAUCUUCAUAUGUGCCAACAGCUCUUUGCCUGAGACUAAUUUGAUCUCACUCGAAUAGAACAAAAUGGUGGGAACUCCUGGGUUGAAGAAUGACUCUUGAAAAGCAUCCUCUGUUGAUCCCUCCUUCAGAACCUGUGCCACGAAAAGGGGAUCCAUAAAAAAUAAAUGAGUCGAGUCCGGCAAACAAAAACAGAUGCAGAUCACACGACCACGAAUGGUA